AUGAGACCUAGUUGCAUGGACGCAUUUGGGCGUUGGAUUACUGGAUACAAUUGGAGCUAUGUAUUGGACGCACCUACUGCAGAUGCGAAAUGCCGUCUACUAUAUAGUGUCUUGCAAAAUGCCGUUGAUAUAUAUUUUCCAGCUAAAUCGAUCAAAGUGUGCCUAACAGACAAGCCUUGGGUCUCGAGUAGGCUCAAAGGCCUGGUUACCAAACGACAAAGGGCUCUACGGAUACAUGGAAAAGACUCUCCCAUUUUUAAACGAAUCCGUAACAGUGUUAAAGAACUAGUAAAGAACUGUAAGCAUAAUUAUUAUAGCGCGAAAGUCGCCUCGUUAAAGGACACUAACAUCUCACGGUGGUGGUGUGAGGUGAAAGCUAUUGGGGGAUUGUCUAGCACAUCUGAAUGGUGGCACCAACUAUUGAGUGAAGACACUCCCACCAUAGAGUCACUCUGUGAUCAGUUUAAUAAUCUCCUAUACAGCUUAACGUCACACUUUGCCCCACUCGAUAUCAGUAGUCUGGCGGAUGAAAACCUCUAUGUCCCCCCUGGGUUCCUUGUCACUGAUGAGAAGGCGUAUAAAGCUCUGCGCUCAAUCAAAUCAAACAAGUCCCCUGGCCCAGAUCAAGUGCCGUCGCGAGUUUGGAAAGAGUUUGCAUUUGAACUAGCUCCGAUUGUGAGUGAUUUGUACAACAGCUCUCUCAGAGAAGGGCGUGUUCCAGAGAUCUUGAAGACAUCCCUGGUCAUUCCUACACCCAAGGUCACCCCACCCAAGACAGUUGAGGAUGAUCUCAGACCAAUUACUCUUACGUCACCGUUGGCCAAAAUUCUAGAGGGCUUCACUCUCGAACACCUGAUGAAUCAAGUUGCAGAGAACCUGGACAUUAAGCAGUUUUCGAUGCCAGGCAGAUCAACAACACAUGCCUUAGUUUAUAUGCUCCAUAUUAUACUAGCUGCCUUAGACAAAGGCCUCAACGUGUAA
Molecule: messenger RNA, 981 nt
Organism: Nematostella vectensis (starlet sea anemone)
Lineage: Eukaryota; Metazoa; Cnidaria; Anthozoa; Actiniaria; Edwardsiidae
Exons: 2
Coding region: 1-981 (326 amino acids)
Source: RefSeq, a predicted model, not a curated record